Pezoporus occidentalis (night parrot) is the source of this 2300-nucleotide messenger RNA. It is a transcript of the gene TFAP4, whose product is annotated as transcription factor AP-4. The record is from RefSeq and is a predicted model, not a curated record. The transcript is spliced from 7 exons. Gene Ontology annotation, molecular function: RNA polymerase II cis-regulatory region sequence-specific DNA binding; protein dimerization activity; DNA-binding transcription factor activity, RNA polymerase II-specific. NCBI's taxonomy places the organism in Eukaryota, Metazoa, Chordata, Aves, Psittaciformes, Psittacidae. The coding region runs from base 121 to 1137 and encodes 338 amino acids. Gene Ontology annotation, cellular component: nucleus. Gene Ontology annotation, biological process: regulation of transcription by RNA polymerase II.
GGGGAGGCGGCGGCGGCGGGCGGGAGCCGCCGCGCUCGCACCAGCUGUUUCCCGCCUUGAGCCGCAGGCAGAGGCCGCCGGAGCCGGAGCCGGGCCUGGCCGCCCCCGCGCCGCUCCGGCAUGGAGUACUUCAUGGUGCCGGCCCAGAAGGUGCCGUCGCUGCAGCACUUCAGGAAAUCUGAGAAGGAGGUCAUCGGCGGGCUCUGCAGUUUGGCUAACAUCCCAUUGACUCCGGAGACCCAGCGGGACCAGGAGCGGCGGAUACGCAGGGAAAUUGCCAACAGCAACGAGAGACGGCGGAUGCAGAGCAUCAAUGCUGGCUUCCAGUCUCUGAAAACCCUCAUCCCGCACACGGAUGGGGAGAAGCUCAGCAAGGCGGCCAUCCUCCAGCAAACGGCUGAGUACAUCUUCUCCCUGGAGCAGGAGAAGACUCGGCUACUGCAGCAGAACACCCAGCUCAAGCGGUUCAUCCAGGAGUUCAGUGGCUCCUCCCCGAAACGACGACGGGCAGAGGACAAGGACGAGGGGAUUGGCUCACCAGACAUCUGGGAGGACGAGAAGGCUGAGGAUCUGCGGCGGGAGAUGAUCGAGCUUCGGCAGCAGCUGGACAAGGAGCGCUCAGUCCGCAUGAUGCUGGAGGAGCAGGUUCGCUCCCUGGAGGCCCACAUGUACCCCGAGAAGCUGAAGGUGAUCGCUCAGCAAGUGCAGCUCCAGCAGCAGCAGGAGCAGGUGAGGUUGCUGCACCAGGAGAAGCUAGAGCGCGAGCAGCAGAUCCGAACCCAGCUCCUGCCAUCACAUGCUCCCCCAGCGCCCACCCACCACCCCACUGUGAUCGUUCCAGCGCCGCCUCCCUCCCAUCACGUCACCGUGGUCACCAUGGGCCCGUCCUCGGUCAUCAACACAGUCUCCACAUCCCGGCAAAACCUUGACACCAUCGUUCAGGCGAUCCAGCACAUCGAGGGGACGCAGGAGAAGCAGCUGCAGGAAGAGGAGCAGAGACGUGCUGUCAUCGUGACGCCGGCACGCGCCUGCCACGAGCCCUCCGCCUCCGACACCGCCUCUGACACCGAGGGCAACGACAGUGACUCCAUGGACCAGAGCAAAGAAGAGCCCUCGGGGGACGGGGAGCUGCCCUGACACCCCCCGGCCAGCAGCCGGGCUGGGGACCGGGGCGGGGGGGAACGUCAGAGAAUAUGCUGAGAUUUUUAAAAAAUACAACGCGAUUUGGGUCUCUUUUAUGACCUCUUCCCAAUACUGUAAAGCAGAGCGCUAGAGGCAGGUGAAGUCACCCUGCAGCUCCCGGGGGGGGAGGCUCGGGGGGGGGUGGGCACUCAAGGGUGGCCACAGGGGACGCGGGGGGCUCGGGGUGCAGUGGGAUGGUGGUGGGGGGACAUUAGGGAUGGGGGGGGGGGUGUCACAGCUCCCCACCCCAUGUUAUCAACCCCCCCCUGCUGACCAAUGGGAAAUCCUGCCAAGUCGUCGUGUUCCCGAUGGUUUUCCCUUGGGAUGGGGCCUUUGGUUGGGAUCUUAAUUUGGUUUUUCCUUCUCUUUUGUGGUUUGUUUUCUUUUUUUCUUUUUUUAAUUAAAUGUUCGUUUUUAAGCAGCAGGGAGAUGCCAAGUGACACAGCAGCAAAGGUGGGACAGGGAUCUGGCUUUGGGGUACAACCAGCCCCACCACGGCUCCCACACUGUGCGGGGCAGGGAAAACCCCUUGGGAGACCAAAAUAAAUCCUGGGAUUAUGCCAUCGGAGCACAGGCGGGAGGGACAGCACAUGCCACCCCGCAGUGUUUCCAGUGCUCACCUCUUUGGCACAGGGAUGGUGGUUCGGGGGCUGAUUCCACACUCCCAUCCCUGUCUCCAUCCCCCCACCUUGCACCCAUCUCUCCUUUAAGCACUUAAUCUGGUUUGUGGGGUCUGUCAGCUCCAAAGAGCUUUUCUCCUUCAUGAUUGUGUCGCUUGGGUCUGUUGUGGCGGGUGGGGGGGUCCCCAUUCUGUGUGUCCCCCCCACCGCCCCCCCCCCACCCGGCUGUAGGGUUUUAGGCCAGUUGUGUGUAGAGCCUGGGUGGUAUUUCGUAGGUUCCCCCCCGCCGCAGCUGUUUCUCAGUUCCUUUCCCUUUUUUUUUUUGCUUUUUUUUUUUUUUGUUUUUUUUUUGUUUUAUUUUGUAUUUUUUUUUUACGAUUUUCAGGUCUUUGUGUUGAUUGAGAAGCUAUUCUAUUUUGUUAAGAAAGUGGAAAAAAAAAAAAGAGGCUCGUGCCUUUGUAAAGAAACAAAAUAAAGUUUGUACUUGGUUUUUUAGAA